AUGGAUAAAAGGUUGUGGCUCAGAAAAGUGUUGGUGAUGCUUCUACAUUUGUUGAGAGUGAAUUUUCACUGUCAAGUUCAAGUUGGAGUUGCUCACAGUUGGUUCUGCAAUUGUUGGGUCAGCCAAAAAAUUGUCCCAAAGUUAACUGAGGUGCUAACUGAUACGCAUCCGCAAGUUCAGUCUGCAUGGCAGACAACACUCCAGCAGGAGGUCCAAAAUCUUGCAAAGAAGGCUGUAGAAACUGUGGUGUUGGUAAUUGAUGAUGAAGGGACUGAGUAUUUGAUAUCAGAACUUCUCAAGUUGCUUCUAUUUCCAUGCUAA
Messenger RNA from Lactuca saligna, 321 nucleotides. The record is from the annotation of a GenBank genome assembly. NCBI's taxonomy places the organism in Eukaryota, Viridiplantae, Streptophyta, Magnoliopsida, Asterales, Asteraceae.